This is a messenger RNA of Notothenia coriiceps (black rockcod), 903 nucleotides long. Its product is annotated as serine/threonine-protein phosphatase 2A regulatory subunit B'' subunit gamma-like. The record is from RefSeq and is a predicted model, not a curated record. Gene Ontology annotation, biological process: positive regulation of B cell differentiation; B cell homeostasis; cortical cytoskeleton organization. The transcript has 8 exons. Gene Ontology annotation, cellular component: spindle; centrosome. NCBI's taxonomy places the organism in Eukaryota, Metazoa, Chordata, Actinopteri, Perciformes, Nototheniidae. Bases 112 to 903 code for a protein of 263 amino acids.
ACUUUUGGGUAGCUUGGCUACUUUAGUACACAAGUCUACUUUUGUCAUAUUUUUGUCUUUUGGAAUGGCUAAAAUAUACUGACGAAAUAUUUAAUUGGCUUCUUAGCAAGUAUGGCUAAAGAAAAACAACCUCAUUGGUCGGAUAUUUUGAAAAGAAGAUUAGCAAACACCAAAAAAGAUGAGAGGAGCGAAGAGGAAAAGAAAGCAGAAGAAACAGAGCUGUUCACCAAAUACUAUACAGAGUGGAAGGAAGGAGGCGACAAAGACAAGUCCUACAAGACCAUCCCACGAUUUUACUACAGGCUACCAGCAGAGGAUGAAGUGUUACUUCAGAAACUGAGAGAGGAAUCCAGAGCCGUGUUCCUGCAGAGGAAGAGCAGAGAGCUGCUGGAUAAUGAAGAACUGCAGAACCUGUGGUUCCUGCUCGAUAAGCACCAGGUGGCUCCAGUGAGCGGGGAGGAGGCCAUGAUCAGCUAUGAAGCCUACCUGCAAGUAGGGGAGCAGGCCGGGCCCAAGUGCAGUAAAUUCUUCACAGCCAGAGUGUACGCCAAGCUGCUCCACAGCGACCCCUACGGCAGGAUCUCCAUCAUGCAGUUCUUCAACUACGUCAUGAGGAAAGUGUGGCUGCAUCAGACCCGUAUCGGCCUGAGUCUGUAUGAUGUAGCAGGACAGGGCCACCUCAGAGAGUCGGAUCUGGAGAACUACAUCCUGGAGCUGAUCCCCACUCUGCCUCAGCUGGACGGACUGGAGAAGUCCUUCUACUCCUUCUACGUCUGCACCGCUGUCAGGAAGUUCUUUUUCUUCCUCGACCCCCUCCGAACAGGAAAGAUCAAAAUCCAGGAUAUAUUAGCCUGCAGUUUUCUGGACGAUUUAUUGGAGGUAGAACCUUUUUUAUUACUCUAA